Molecule: messenger RNA, 3150 nt
Organism: Oikopleura dioica
Lineage: Eukaryota; Metazoa; Chordata; Appendicularia; Copelata; Oikopleuridae
Source: the annotation of a GenBank genome assembly
AUGAGAUUGAGAAGGAGAAAAUCUGGAACUGGGGGUAAAAGUGAUAGCUACUCGAAAGCUGUUGGCACGGAUUCCGGUGGAAUAGAAAGAAUUAGGCCGUCCCGCGCUCCGCCAACGCCGUCGAUUUCGGAAGAAUCUUCCUUCAGGUCUGAAGAUCCAGAUGAUAGACAAUUACUGGAUUACUACCUUCGAAAGCGAAAGUCGGAAUAUUCAUCCCCUUGUGACGUUAAUAUAUUGACCGGCAGCUUCAACGUGAAUGGAAAGGAACCCAAAGAAGCGCUUGAUCAGUGGCUACUCAGGGAGAAAACACCCGAUAUUAUUGUUGUUGGAAUUCAGGAACUCCAACUAGACGCAGACGCCUAUUUCAGCGAAUAUGUCAACGCCAAAGAGUCCGAAAAGUACCAAAAAUGUCAGGAAUGGUGGAAGAGCUCCGUCAAACAAUCCCUCAGAAAGUACGACAUCGAUUUCCAACUGAUUGCAGACGAACGGCUAGUCGGAAUGUACAUAAUGAUCUUUUGCUCGAAGUCGAUUAGACCCGCUAUUUCAAAAGUGUACACUGCCAAUGUUGGCUGUGGACUGAUGGGCACUUUUGGAAACAAGGGAGCGUGUUCGGUUAGCUUGAGGGUGCACGAAACCAGCUUUUGCUUUGUUACUUCUCAUCUGGCUGCGCAUCAGCACGCAGUGAAAAAGCGCAACCAAGACUACGAGUCCGUCCGUCGUCGUACAGAUUUUCCCCAUCGUCUUCCCAUUCUUGACCAUGACCGCGUUUUCUGGCUCGGCGAUCUUAAUUAUCGCCUCGACAUGCCUAACGACGACGUGCGUUACAUCUGCCAGGGCGACGAUAUUUCUCUUCUGCUCCCAGCUGAUCAGUUAAAAGCAGAAAUGGGAGCGGGAAAAAUCUUCAAGGGAUUCUCCGAGGCGCCGAUUACAUUCAAGCCGACCUAUAAAUUCGAUACUGGAACGAAUAAUUAUGACAGUAGUCCGAAGAAUAGAAUACCUGCCUACACUGAUAGAAUUCUAUGGCUGUCGAAAGAACAAGAAGCAGUAGAAUGUCUGUCUUAUUCUUCACAUCCUUCAAUAACCAUUUCUGACCACAAACCAAUCUCCGCCAGUUUCAUUGCCCGAACCGAAAAGAUCAACAAAGAAAUCUACUACUCCGUGUACAAAGAAGUUACCAGUUGGCUAGACAAGCACGAGAAUGAGCUUAUUCCGCAAGUGGCUGUUUCAAGCAAAGCAAUCGACUUUGGAAAGCUGAAAUUUUUGGAACGAGCGACGGCGAAUAUUCAAUUGCAGAAUACGGGAAAGACUCCUGCCCAGUUUCAGAUCAUCGAUUCGAAAGUGUUCUCGCCGGACAAGGACAUCUACGAAGCUUUUAAUUCAAACAUUGGCUUGUCGAUCGAUCCAAAUAAGGGAAUCUUACCGCCAGAUAGUGGAGAUGCCUCAAUUUGUACAAUAACGUUCGAUCUCAACAUCAAUAAAGAAGUCGUCUCAAAGUUCAACUUUGGUGUGAAGCAAGGGGACAAGUUCGUGAAUCCCCUCGACGAUCUCAUUCUCAUCCUCAAGUUGAAAAACGGCCCUGAUCAUUACAUAACUCUUUCCGGAAACUGGACAUACUCGGCGUUUGGAAUGCCAUUCAUUGCUCUUACACAUUCAUUCUUCAAAGACGUUUCUAUUUCAUCACUAGAAUAUCCGGCGACUUCUCUAGUUCUCAAUCAAUUAGUAAAAGCAGAAAAGAACUCUUCAAACGAUUCUUCAAUGAGGGAGCAGAAUUUCCACCCACCUGCUUUCUACGUCUUACUGAAUCACAUCGUUAACCACGGAUUUACAGAAAAGCAGCUGUUCCAAAUCAAUGGAGAUCCUGAUGAAGUCAGGGCGAUCAUUGACACACUCGACGGUGAACAAGUUGUUGGCGAUAUCGAGGCACUUCCAGGUUCAGUUGCUUCCGUGGCAGAAGUAUUGUUGCUCUUCCUCAAUUCGAAUCCCUUCCCAAUCAUCCCUUUUUCGCACUUUGAACUUUGCCUCGACAUCGUGGACGACCUGAGGCUCUGUAAAAAUCUCGUUGAAAAGCUCGACCUCAGGUCGCAAAACAACUUUCAAUAUCUAAUAAUGUUCCUGAAAGAAGUUCUCAAACAUGGUAGCAUCAAUGGAUGUACUAGUGAAUUCCUAGCAGGACUAUUUGCUGGAUGCAUUUUACGCCCUGAAAUUCCUCUUCAUAAUCGCGAAAAAGCAGAUUUGGAAAGAAGAAAAAGCGUCCAAUUUGUGAGCCAGUUUCUAAACACAGCUAGUUUUGAUCCGACCUAUUAUGACGUCUAUUCUGAUGAAAAAGAAGAACCGGAGAAGACAUUAGAUCUAGCAAGUGUCCUUGACUUAUUUGCCGCUGAUGCCAGCUCUGACUCAAGCUCUGCUAGCCAAAGUUCCUCAGUGUCUAGCCUUAAUGACGACGAUUUUAUGCAGCUCGAUGUGUACGAGGACGAUAACAUCUAUCUUGAAGAAGUCGAGGAAGUGCUUGAAGAGUAUGAGGAGCCAGAGGAAAACGAUCAAGGAUCACUUCUUGACUCUCUUGGAGCUCGAUACUUUGCGCCAAUCACUGCUGCUACCUCUACAGUUGCUUCCACUGUUAUUGCUACGACAACGUCAACAACUUACACUUCUAACUGGAAAUGCUGGCAUUGCGACGAAUCAAGCUUGACAGACUGCUUCAACAAUGGAAUGGAGAAGGAAUGUCAUACAGGGAAGGUGAAAGAAACGUUCUAUUUUUCCCUCGAAAAACUUUCUCUUCACCGGAUCUUAGGCGAUUACGGCAGCUGUAUGACGGAGGUAACCGAGGAAAAUGGACAGAUGAGAAAUAUAUGUAUGGGGUGUAAACAGGCGGAUGCCUGCCAGCGGGCUAAAAUGGAAAACUUCUGGGAUUAUCUGAACGAUCCUGUUGUCGCCGCUGCGCGUGACGCAUCUCCUGUGUAUGAUGCUUUCACCAAAUGCAAGCCAGAAACUAAAUAUAACAGGAACCAACGAUCUUACUGUAGACAAUGCUGCUACACGUCCAACUGCUUCAGCACUGCUGGGUACACGGAUAAGACUGGAACUGUCACCCCUUGGGCAACUGUCAUUCAAUGGGGCCGUACCGAAUGGAGAGCUGAUCUUAACCUGUAG